This is a messenger RNA of Cannabis sativa, 4233 nucleotides long. RefSeq lists its product as uncharacterized. Lineage: Eukaryota; Viridiplantae; Streptophyta; Magnoliopsida; Rosales; Cannabaceae. Bases 180 to 3875 code for a protein of 1231 amino acids. The record is from RefSeq and is a predicted model, not a curated record. Gene Ontology annotation, molecular function: ATP hydrolysis activity; chromatin binding; ATP binding. Gene Ontology annotation, biological process: mitotic DNA replication checkpoint signaling; DNA repair; DNA damage checkpoint signaling. The transcript is spliced from 17 exons.
GUAAGGUUAGUUCUGGCGGGAAUUAGGUGGUCCUUCCCUCCAAAUUACAAAAUUCAGUGUCCAAGUCGUCACUCACUCAGUCUCAGUCCUUUCCUUCCUACUCUUCUCUUUUCUUACAUUCCUCUCCCAAAUACCUAUUCGCUUACCAAAACCCUAAUUUCCAAAGCUAGCAACCUCCAAUGACAGCUCCGCAUGAACCCUCAGUGCCGGAGCUCAGUCUCCGCGAGUCCACACAGCCGGAGCAGAAGUCAGUACGCCGGCGAUUGGUUCAAGCGACGCUGUUCCCGCUUAAACCUAAGCCACAAGAUCGUCAAGUUAACGGUGAUCUCAAGUGCGAGACGGAUUGCGAUGAGAUCCUCGUUGGCGAGGACGAGGAGUAUUGUGAUAGCCAGAACAAGAGAAAGAGAAUGCCUAAAAGGAAAUCAGCACCCCCAGUAAAAGCAUCUGGCAAGGCGAAAGGAAAACGAUCUGCGGAUAAUGCUCUGCAGAAGAAUUCAACAAAUGUACAUAGCGAAGAUAUAGUUUUUGUUAGCCCUGAUAAAGAAGCGCAAAUGACAACCCCUAAAGGAAAAUCAACUACUCAGGGAACAGCUUCUCGAAAGACGAGGGGAAGAGGAUCUGCAAAUAGUACUCCAAAGAAAAAUUCAACAAAUACACAGACAGAAGAUGUAGCUGUUGCUAUGCCUGAUUUGCGGUUAGAGGCAAGAUUGACAGCCCAGGAAAAUUCACGGAUUUUUGCAGGAAAAAAACUGCAUCCCUUUUUUUCAUCUCGGAAGGAAGACAAGAAAAAUCGGGAGGUAAUUGUAGAGCGUAAAACGUUUGCAGUUGUUAGGCAAAAUAAAGAGGAGACUUGUGCACCAAUUCAUGUAUUUGAAAGAAGUUUGGAUACUGACAUUCCUCUUGACUGGGGAUCCUGGAAAUUUUCUGAGGAGAUCUCUAUGAAAAACAUUUUUGACCUAGAAAGCACAUGCAGAUCUAUUUUUGAAGGCUCCCUUGAGUGCUUAAGUUUUCAAAAGUUUCACCUCAUUUUACACCCUGACAACGCAUCAAGUUUUCAUGAUAACGUUUUUUCAGAUGACUUUGUUGUUCAAGAAGAUUGUAUUUAUGAAACAUUGUCAGCAGAUGAUGAAACAGAGGGCAGUGAGAUAAAUAAAGUUGAUUCCUUUGGUGGACCUACUGGUGUGGUAGGAAAGGCAAAUACUAGGAAGGAAAGUGGAUUUCUUGAGGGCAGAAUGAAGUCAUGCUAUUCUGGUUGUGAUAAUCAACUAAGGAAUAGCUUAUGGACUUACAGUUACCAGCCAAAAACUGCCACGGAGGUAUGUGGUAAUGAUGAUUCUGUGAAGUUUUUGAGUGAGUGGCUACAACAAUGGCGAGAAAGAGAUUUUGAAAUCUGCAAUGAUCUUAUUGAUUGCGAUACAAGUGAUAGACAAGAAGAUGAUUAUAUAUGUUCUGAAAGUGACUCUGAUUCAGGAAGCCAAUAUGAGGAGGACAGGCUGAAAAAUGUCCUCUUAGUUACAGGACCAGUUGGGAGUGGAAAAUCUGCUGCAAUUUAUGCUUGUGCGGAAGAGCAAGGAUAUGAGGUCUUGGAGGUCAAUGCAUCCGAAUGUCGAAAUGGAGCUCUUGUGAGGCAGAAAUUUGGGGAGGCUCUUCAAUCACGCCGAGUUAUAAGGUCACUAACAAAUGCUGCUGGUUCUUCAAAUAAGCAUGUUCUGAAACCCUCUGCAGCUCUGGGUUCGGCAAGUCAAGAAUAUGAUGUUAGCAUCGCUGAAGUGAUAGUAUUAUCAGAUGAAGAGCGUCGUAAUGAAGCUGAAAUAUCUGGAAUUUGUUCUCACGAGGAAGCUGGAAGUUGCUCUUAUAAGAGCGAAGUUAAGCCUUUAAUUCUUUUCGAGGAUGUGGAUAUCACUUUUCUUGAAGAUCGAGGCUUCAUCGCUGCAGUGCAACAGAUUGCUGAUACUGCCAAAGGACCCAUAAUAUUGACUAGCAAUAGUCACAAACCUCUACUGCCAGAUAAUUUAGACAGAUUAGAGAUCUGUUUUACACCACCAUCACCACAGAUGCUGCUUUCCCAUGCAUAUAGGGUUUGUGCUGCUGAGAGAGCCGACAUCCAAACUCAUGUCAUAGAGCAAGUAAUUGAUUCUUGUCAGGGAGAUAUACGUAAAAUGAUUAUGCAUCUUCAGUUCUGGUGCCAGGGUAAAAGCUCUAAGAAAGGUAACAAAAUUCAAAGGGCAUAUGGAUCACUUCUAUUUAACCUUGAGGCUGGCCAUCAGAUACUUCCUAAAUUAAUACCAUGGGACUUAAGAUCUGAAUUAUCAGAGUUAGUUGAGAAAGAGAUCGCUAAGUCGUUAUCCAGGGAAGAAAAUUCUAAAUUAAUGGAUAUAAUCGAGGACAAGCAGGAAAUACCAUUCCGUUUUGCGAACAAUAAUAUUGAAACAGAAACUAUAGAGGCAAAGAAGGAAGCAAUGUUGAACCUCAAUUGCUCUGUUUACGACUAUGAUGAGUUUAGAGUUCAGCUUGAUACUCAUGAGGUUUCUGAUAAUUUAGACACCCCAUUUUCAUGCAUGCGGAAGAAUGUUCGGAAAAAGCAUGACGUGGUGUCUUCUGAUUCUGAAGAUGAAUUAGUGGAUAAUGGAUGUCCCAUGUAUUUAAAUGAAGAGACUCCAAAUGAACCACUAUUUAGAAGGAGCCCAUUGUUUAAGGAGCAACCUUGUUCGGUUGCAGCAGAUAUAGAUGAAGGGCUUUCUCACCAUUUAGACUCUGCUGGCUGCAUCCCCUUAAAUGAUGAAUGCAAGUCAAUUGAUGUGUCAUGCGUGCCAGAAUCAUCAUUUGUUCCAGAAACUGAAAUUAACGAUUGCAGGGAGCAAGAUGUUACGGUUUCCUGUGGUUUUGUUGGGGAUACAUUGGAUGAAGUCUCAAUGAGGAACAGGUUACCUGUUGAAGAUGAACAUGUUUAUGUAACGAAACCAGAAACAAAGAGAAAUUCAGAUACCUUGUUAAGUAAUCAUGAUGUAAUUGCCAAACUUUUCCAACAAGAGGAGGUGGAAGAUUCUCAAAAUGAGCAUGUAGAGGCUGUUGCAAUAGGGUAUCAGAACAGUCAGAUUUUGGAUGAGUGUAGUCGAAUGGAUUGUAGCAGAACUUUAAAAUGUAUAGAGAAGCCUAAACCCUUGGUGGUGCCUGAUAUAGUACAACAUUCAUGGAACCAACUUCGUAGGCGCCGUGCAGAUCUAUCCCAGUACGUGGGUUCCGAAGAGCAUGCUAUCCCAGUUGUCCAGCUCAUUCAUAAAAUGACUAAUCUAAUCUCAGAUGCAGAUGUUUUGCUUCCUGACCGUCAACCACUAACAAGGGAUUCUUUGGAACCAUCGGUGAUCACAUCUGAGGAGUCAGAUGCAUACAGUUUUUUUAACAGAUGCCGGUUUGCUUCUGCAACUGCACAGCAUGGAUUUUGCUUGUUAGCAAAAGACAUUGCUGCUGUUGGAUCAAGGAUGGGUUCUGUCCGCUCUGUCGAUUUCACCUCAAUGUUGGGCUGUCCAACUGGUUCGCUGGUUUUUCCUAAGUUGGCUGAAUCAGGAACUACAUGGACUGGAAGAAAUUCAGAGUUGAACCGCGAAAACAAAUCACACCUUGCUGAUGUAGUUGAAUCCAUUGUUCCUUCAAAAUCUCUCAUGACACUGAAAGGUGCAGCAUGUUAUGAGUAUCUUUCUUCACUGCGUUGCAUUUCAAAAUCAGAAGCUUCUCGUUUAUCAAAGGACACUGGGAUCCAAAGGAAACGCAGGAGGUGGGUUGAUCGGCACUACUUAAGUACUGGUACACUUAUGUUGAGUCCUGAGGAAAUAUUGGCUCUUGGUGAAAUAAACAUGCCUAAAGAAAUUUCUUCAUGAUGCUCGGAUGUUAAGAACUUUGACGUCAAAGCAAGGAAAACUUACAAUGCUGCUCUGUAACUCUGCCUCAUUUAUUGGCUCUGCACAACGGCCAGAGAAAUUUAAUGUGGUAUGUUCGGGCUGAUCUUUAAGUUAAAUUAAUUAUAAACUUAGUAAUUAUGUGGUCUGUGUCAAUGGCAGGCUAAGCCAACGUUUCCUUAGGUUAAACAAUAAGAGGGAUGAAUGUGAUAAACAAGUUGAGCUAUGGUUAGAUCCCAUUUCUCCCCGGUUGUAAAGUGCUUUUAAGUUUUAGCAAAGUGAUUCUUUGUAGCAGUACUACUAAUUAUUAACUGUGUAACAGAGGUGGUUCUUUCUGGCA